Centropristis striata (black sea bass) is the source of this 1984-nucleotide messenger RNA. RefSeq names its product STARD3 N-terminal like (gene stard3nl). Lineage: Eukaryota; Metazoa; Chordata; Actinopteri; Perciformes; Serranidae. The record is from RefSeq and is a predicted model, not a curated record. Bases 287 to 985 code for a protein of 232 amino acids. The transcript is spliced from 9 exons.
CUGUCCGAGCUGAGCAGAGGAGGAGGAAACAGAUGAUUCGUCUGCUGCUGGAGACUGAAACCUGCCAACUGAAACCUCCGAGGGCUUAUAAAGAAAAACUAACCCCCCUAACAAGCGAGUUUGAAAGAUGGACUGAUGACGUUUACCUCCAUAGACUGAGUCCAGAUCCACUAUAAACCAGCCUGCGCCGAUGACCCGCCUCCUCUGACUCCACCCGAGUCCACCUUCUGUUGACCAGUGGGCGGGGUGGGCCCUGCUCAGGGCGGGGGGGGGGUCGUGAUCAGGGAUGGACAGUCGAUGCAGCAGCAGCGCCGACUCUCGGCUGACCGGCAGGGGGCUGGGCUCCAUCAACACCACGGCCAUCUGCGCAAGGGUGGAGUCGUACGAAGCCGGAGAGAAGAAGUGCAUCUCGGACGUGAGGAGGACCUUCUGCCUCUUCGUCACCUUUGACCUCUUGUUCAUCACAUUGCUCUGGAUCAUAGAGCUCAAUGUGAACGGCGGCAUCCCAACACAGCUGGAAAAAGAAGUCCUGCAGUACGACUACCGCGCUUCCUUCUUCGACAUUUUUCUCCUGGCUGUUUUCAGGUUCUCCGCUCUCAUUCUGGCCUACGCCGUCUGUAAGCUCCGUCACUGGUGGGCCAUCGCAAUCACCACUGCAGUCAGCUGUGCUUUCCUGAUCAUUAAAGUCAUUUUAUCAAAGCUGCUGUCUCAGGGCGGGACCUUCGGCUACCUGCUGCCCAUAGUCUCCUUCGUGUUGGCCUGGAUUGAAACGUGGCUGCUUGACUUCAAGGUUCUUCCUCAGGAGGCCGAAGACGAAAACAGAUAUCAGUCGAUCCUGGGGGCCACAGCGCGAGCUCCUCUCAUGGGUCCGGGUCCGUUAUCUGACGGACAGUUCUACUCCCCACCAGAGUCUGUGGCAGACUCUGACGAGGAACUGGAUGACAAACAUGAUCCAGAAAAAGGGCUCAUUCAGCAGGUGACCUAACAGGAUCUCCACCUCGGAAGGUGAAAUGUUUCUCCUGCUCCUGUUGUGCUACUGAGGGAGAAUUCUGCCUUACACAUUCAGCCAUUUUUGUUUUUAUUCUCCUCAAAAGAAGUCUUUGUAUAUUCAUAACACACGAAUGCACUUCUGUUUCUGAUCAGCCUUCUGCAUGUGCACCUGGGACUGGAAAAGUGCAGCUUAAAAAGCUAUUUCAGUAUCAUUAAUUUUCUGGAUGUUUUUCUUUUUUUUUUUCAUUUAAUAAACUCUGGACUUAUGAGUAGAAUCCAUAUUUAUAGAGGAAAAUUGCACAGUGUCCCAAAUGCAUGAGAUAAGAUUUGGAUAAGAUAUAAAUCAGUUUUUACACUGAAUUAUGGUCAGAUACUGACAUCUAAGUGUUUUUACACAAUAUUUAACAAAAACACACCUUCAUUUCUUAUCUAAGGUAUUAAUGUCUUAUAUUUCCAACAUCAUGUUUACGUUUAAUUUGUUGUGUUUUGUUUUGGGUCACUGUAAAAGAAAAAUAAGCUUGCUCCAUAGACUCUGCAUAAUUCAUUUUUUGGGCCAGUAUUGAGCUUAUGGACCAUGUUUGUAGGGAAAAAAGAGGCAAAAAUAUUUACAAUUUACUGCAUUUAUAUACUUUGAAAUGUAUUUGAAUACUUCCAGUUCUUAAAAAAAAAAGCAGAGAAACAACUUGCACGGAAUAUUGGAACAAUAUUACAGUAUGAGGAUUUUAGGAGUACUGUCUGCUUCUAAAAGAGUUAAGUAUUAUUUUACUUUUAAAGAAAAUGAGCCAUAAAUGUGCAGCACUUAACAUGAAGGUUUGAGCCGCUCUGUAUGAACUGUAAACUGCUCAAAACAAGAAAAAAAGCUGCUGUAACAGAGUUGGAGCUCAAUGUGAGUUUAAAAUACACGUACAUAUCUUCAUGCAUGCCUUUCAAGCUGAGUGGUUUUGUUUUUAUGAAACGCUUGUCUGUAAAAUGAAAAAUUAAAAUGUGAAAUCUG